Fonsecaea multimorphosa CBS 102226 is the source of this 3759-nucleotide messenger RNA. RefSeq lists its product as uncharacterized. NCBI's taxonomy places the organism in Eukaryota, Fungi, Ascomycota, Eurotiomycetes, Chaetothyriales, Herpotrichiellaceae. Gene Ontology annotation, molecular function: phosphopantetheine binding; kinase activity. Gene Ontology annotation, biological process: carbohydrate metabolic process. The coding region runs from base 1 to 3759 and encodes 1252 amino acids. The transcript has a single exon. The record is from RefSeq and is a predicted model, not a curated record.
AUGGCGCCCGUGGAAAUGAUUUCUCCCGUGCCUGUCUCGAAAGUCAGUUCAGUCACAUCUACGUCGUUGCAACCGCCAACGCCACCGCUAUCACCACCACUGCCGACCCCUCGAACAAUCACAGAGCUGUUGUCUUUGAGGGCGCGAGAGUUUCCCGACGAGCCGAUCUUUGGCUAUCCCUCGGACGAUCUCGACUAUCUCGAAUACUCAUACUCAGACCUCGUGAGAAUAUCUUCUCAAGCAGCCCGGCGAUACUCGAAAUGCUUGCCAUGCCGGGCCGACUCCGCCCAAGCGGCUCGAGUCAUCGCCCUGCUGGGGCCAUCUAACCUGGAUUAUUUUUUCACACUGUUAGCUCUAUCCAGGCUAGGAUUCACGGUGCUCUUUCUGUCGACAAGAAUAUCCCAGGCAGCAUAUUUGUCGUUACUGGACGUGACCAAAUGCCGCCACAUCGUGACCGAUCCGUCGUUCCGGAAGACUGCAAAUGCGCUGGCGGCUGAGAGCAAUGGACUGGAGGUCGUGGAUAUUCUGUCCCGGGCACAGUAUAUGACCGAUGCUAACCUAGGAGAUGCUGGGGCAGAGCAAUACUUUGAUCUGGACGAGGAGUCCUCCAAGGUUGCCUGGAUCAUUCACUCCUCUGGCUCGACUGGCCUGCCGAAACCCAUCUACCAAACCCACAAGGCGGCACUGAAGAAUUAUGAAAACAGCUUGAGAAUGCGUGGCUUCGUCACGCUGCCCCUCUUCCACGCCUUUGGUCUCAGCAACGUCUUUCGUGGUAUCACCGCCGUCAAGAAGAUAUACAUGUACAACGCCAACCUACCGCUGACUAGCCAGCACCUGCUGAAGAUCCUGACGGACCACCAGUUCGAGAUCUUCCUCGCCGUUCCAUAUGCCCUCAAGCUCCUAAGCGAGACGCAGGAAGGUAUCGACGCUCUGGCAGCGCUGAAAGUGGUCAUGUUUGGAGGCUCAGCAUGUCCGGAUGCUCUGGGUGACUUGCUGACUGAAGGUGGAGUCAACUUGAUCAGCCAUUAUGGAACCACUGAGACGGGUCAGCUUAUGACAUCCUUCAGACCUGCCGAUGACAAGGCCUGGAAUUACGUUCGAGAGCACGAACGGCUGAAACCCUAUCUCAGGAUGGACUCCAAAGGUGGGAACCUUUAUGAGCUUUGUGUUCUGGACGGUUGGCCCUCGAAGGUUGCGACGAAUCGGGACGAUGGAUCGUACGCCACAAAAGACCUUUUCGAGCCCCACCCGUCAAUACCAGGAGCGUGGAAGUAUUGCGGACGACUUGAUGAUACCAUUGUCUUGGUUAAUGGCGAGAAAGCCAUCCCAAUUGCAAUGGAGCAGGCGCUGCGACAGAACAAGCUGGUUCGAGAAGCCGUCAUGUUUGGGACUGGUAAAAGCCAGCUGGGUAUGAUGGUCAUUGCUUCCGAGCAAGGAGCUAGUAUGGAAGACCGAGAUCUGAUCGAGUCACUUUGGCCAACAAUCAUGGCUGAGAACAAGCCGUUGCCUGCUUAUGCGCAACUGGCCAAAGACAUGGUCAGAGUCCUUCCGGCGGGUACUCCGUAUCCUUGCACCGACAAAGGUUCGCUGAUGCGUCAGGCAUUCUACCGAGCCUUCCAAAAUGACAUUGAAGAGGUUUAUCAACAGGCAGAGUCGAGGACGGCUGGCACACUCAUGCUCUCGGAACCAGGACUGCGAGAAUUCCUUCGUGCACAUUUGUUGGAGCUUUGCCCUCAAGACGAACCUUCCAGCCUUACGGAUGAUACUGACUUGUUCUCACUCGGUGUUGACUCUUUGCAGUCGACGAGACUUCGGGCCGACAUAUUGAAGGAGAUUCAACUCAAUGGCAACCCACUACCACAGAACAUUGUCUUUGAGUACCCUACCAUCUCUAGACUGGCCGCUGCGAUCCUCAACAUCCGUGAUCGUAAAUCUGGCGAGACCCGGGAUGUGGUCAAGGAGAUGGAACAGCUUGUUGAUAAGUACAGCACCUUUCCCAAACAUGUGCCUGUGCGGUCGAAGGCUGAAGAGCGUUGCAUCGUUGUCACAGGCGCGACAGGGUCACUGGGAGCUCACCUUGUCGCACAACUUGUACGCCGGGAGGAUGUUUCUGAGGUGUGUUGCUUGGUACGAGCCAGUUCCAAAACGUCUGCUCGUCAACGGGUCAUCAAAUCGAUGCAGGAACGAGCCGUGUAUCACACAAUUCCACUAGAAUUGCGUCGUAAGAUCUCCUGCUAUCCAUCCGACUUCUCUAAACCAGAUCUCGGCCUCGAUGACAGACUCUAUGCCAGCAUUUCAGCAAAGAUCACAAGCCUAGUGCACUGUGCCUGGUCAGUCAAUUUCAACAAAAAUCUGAGCAGCUUCGAGGCAGACUGCAUUGCAGGUGCCCGGCAUUUGAUGCUCCUUUGCCUUUCGGCCCAACAACCUACACCGGCGUCUUUCAAUUUCUGCUCGUCAGUCUCCACCGUGGCAAACACUCCGGGGGAGGUUGUCGCAGAGGCGCUUCCCCAAAGCUUCAUGUGUGCUCAGGGCAUGGGAUACGCGCAGUCCAAGCUUGUGACCGAGCACCUGGUGACCCGAGCCGCCUCUCAAACCGGAAUGGAGGCCCGUGUCCUGCGCGUGGGACAGAUCAUUGCGGACACUGCGCAUGGGAUCUGGAAUGACACCGAGGCCAUACCCCUAAUGCUGCGAGCAGCGACCACAAUUGGAACUCUCCCGGCUCUUGAUGAAUGUCCCCGCUGGUUGCCGGUGGAUAGUGUGGCGAGGACCGUCAUAGACAUGUCCCUUUCAAGCACCACAAAGUCGGUCUUCAACAUUGUCAAUCCCCGCACGUUUCACUGGACAAAAGAACUCCUUCCCGCAUUACACAGUGCAGGUCUAUCCUUCGCUGAAGUGAAUCAGCGCGAAUGGAUCCGCCACCUGCGUGCGUCAAAUCCAGACCCCGAACAGAAUCCCACAAUCAAGCUCGUGGAGUUCUUCGCAAACAAAUAUGACAACGACGUUACGAAGAGGAAGAACUUCAACUAUGUAACAACCACAGCAGAACAGGUCUCUCCUGAGCUCGGCAUCGUGCCUGCUUUGUCCGCAGACCUGGUGAAGAAGUUCGUCGGGCAUUUUCUGAAGACCAGCUGGGCGGCUAAACUGUCAACGGCUGGUGCGCGGUCGCAGCAACAGACUCGGCUCAUCGUCGUGUCGGGUCCAUGUGGCGUUGGCAAGAGCACUCUUGCUGCUGAGCUUGGCGAAUCCCUAUCCUGCCCGGUGAUUGAAGGGGAUGCGGUUCAUGAUGCCAUUGCAAUCGCAAAAAUGAGCCAGGGAAUCCCUCUUACCUCCCUAGACAGGCAGAUCUGGCUCAGUAGGAUCAAAGUUGAGGUACUGGAACGUGUUCGAGCUAGUCAUCUUAUCCGUGGUGAUCGGCCGCGAGCCGACGCGCGAAACGUAAAGGAUGUUAUACUAACGUGCUCUGCACUUGCCCGCUCCCAUCGCGAUGCAUUGAGGAACAUCCUGUCCCCAUCAAACGAGGAGACAGAACCGGAUUGCAUCAACACUACCUUUGUGGUAUUGCAGGCCACUGAGGACGAAAUACUCCGAAGAGUGGCCCACAGAAAGGGACAUUAUAUGAAAGUUGACAUGAUAGCAUCUCAGUUGGAUGCAAUCGAGAAACCCGGCGUCGAUGAGACGGACGUCUUUCCUGUAGACGCAGAGCAGGAGAUGGACAGUAUUGUCCAGGAGGUUUUGGCUGGGUUAGAUGUCCAGAUUUAG